UAUUAACACCUCUGUGUAGCAAUGGAUAAAGGUGAUCACAUUUCGGUAACAUUGUCCGGUGUCGGUGUGAACGGCACGGAAGAAGAAAGUUUCACUACGAAACAACCACAACGACGUAGUUUGCGACGGUCUUGGAAUCAAUUGCCCCGUUGCCAGCGCAACCUUAUCAUUUUAGCAGUGCUGGCGCUAUGCUUAACUUUAGUAUUAGUAUUAUACAAUGACCAAAUCGAUGCGGAGAAUAACCGAGUAAUUGGCAAAAACGCCGGGGCUUUCUUAUUUCGAGAAAAUCGCGAAGUGGCAAAUAGUGCCGGUCUAGCACAGAAUGGGCUAAGCGACGGUUUGAACGCGCUGGAUGCGGGAAAUCUUAAUAAUAAUCUGAAAAACCCAUUGCCAAAUAUUGGACCACCACCGCUGUCAUUCUCAAAUGAUAAUGCGCCGGUAUUUAAAGACGUAAAGGUGAUUGACACACCCAACCUCAAUAAGAAAAGUGACGAUAACCUGCAACAUGCCGGAGAAGGUCCAAAGGAAAGCUUAUUACAAGGUCCUUUAGUCGAAUUUCCAAACAAAAUAAGCAUACAAGAAAAUAAUGACAAUCGUAUUGACGAACCCGCCGUCGAAGCACAAUCUGGCGGUGGUGAUGACGAUAAUCGUGCCGCUUUGGAAGCAGCGAUACUAAACCCACGUGUAGUGCCAGGCACCAACAAUGUUUUAAUUACAGAUUAUAUCAAUAAUAUGGAUGCUAAGUUGGUAGCGCAAAAGCAGCAUUUCCAUGGUGCAACAAAUGAGCGGCAAACUGCCGUUGUCGCCGCUUUUAGGCAUUCAUGGAAUGGUUAUAAAAAAUACGCUUGGGGCCAUGACAAUCUGAAACCGUUAUCGCAGAGCUCACACGAUUGGUUCGGUUUGGGUUUGACCAUUGUGGACUCAUUGGACACCAUGUACAUAAUGGGUUUGGAGGAUGAAUUCACUGAGGGUCGCGAGUGGGUCAGCAAUUUCUUGACAUUUGAUAUCAAUCGUGAUGUGAAUCUCUUCGAGGUGACGAUACGUAUCUUGGGUGGUUUGCUCUCGGCAUAUCAUCUGAGUGGCGAUAAAAUGUUUCUGAGCAAAUCGAUCGAAUUGGGCAAUCGCAUGCUGCCAUGCUUCCUCUCCCCCUCGGGCAUACCAUAUUCGGAUGUAAAUCUUGCCUCAAUGUCAGCGCAUUCACCCAAAUGGUCGCCGGACAGUUCAACCAGCGAGGUUACAACAAUACAAUUGGAAUUCCGCGAUCUCAGUCGUUCGACUAACAUAUCAAUUUACGAAAAAGUAACGCAUGCAGUUAAUAAGAAAGUGCAUGCUUUGGAGAAAACUAACGGACUUGUGCCCAUAUUUAUAAAUGCCAACACCGGCACAUUCAGAAAUUACGCCACAAUCUCACUAGGCGCACGCGGUGACUCCUAUUAUGAGUAUCUGCUAAAACAGUGGCUACAGACCGGGCGGAAAACCGACGAUUUUCUCAUUGUGGACUAUAUGCGCGCCAUUGACGGUGUGCUCACGAAGCUUUUGCGUCGUACGCCGAAAGAGCAGCACGUCUAUAUAGGCGAAUUGAUUAAUGGCAAAGACUUCAAACCGAAAAUGGAUCAUCUCACAUGCUAUCUGCCUGGCACACUGUUGUUGGGCCACAAAUUCGGCAUGCCCACGUCACAUUUAUUGCUCGCACGUGAUCUACUCGAAACCUGCUAUCAAACGUACAUGCGCCAGCCGACACAAUUGGCGCCCGAAAUAUCCUACUUUGCGCUCACCACCAAUGAAGAGCAGGAGAUUUACGUGAAACCCAAUGAUGCGCACAAUCUGCUGCGUCCCGAAUUCGUAGAAAGUUUAUAUUAUUUUUAUGCCUUAACCGGCAAUCGCACGUAUCAGGAUAUGGGCUGGAAUAUAUUCCAAGCAUUCGAGAAGCACACCAAAGUGGCCUACGGUUACACGUCCAUUGGCAAUGUGAAGCAUAUAUUCAAUACAAGACUGCGUGAUAUGAUGGAGAGCUUUUGGUUGGGUGAAACGCUUAAGUAUUUCUAUCUAUUAUUUAGCGAUAAUCGCAAAGAGAUCGAUUUAGAUAAGUGGGUAAUCAAUUCCGAGGCACAUUUGGUGCCCUUGCGAAAUCACUAAGUUCGUGCUGUUGUUGCUUGCAUGUGGGUACGCGUGCGUGCAUGUGUGUGUGUUUGUGAAACGUUUGUACGUAACCAUGACUAUUUUAAAGCCAAUCGAAUUGAGUUGACACAACUCGCAUUGUAAAUAUAUUUACAACAACAACAAUUAUUUAUACAAUACUAGCGUGCAAUCAAAUUUGUCGCAUAACAACAAACUACUUUAUAUGUAUAUUUAUGUAUAUGUAUAUUUGUAUGCCAACGAUAUUAUUUAUUCUAUUUUAAAUACUUUAUAAAAUCUACUAACUAAAAGAAAUCUGAACGAUUAGCAAAGAAAAUGCGCACGAUCUCCGUUAGUUCUAAACUAUGAAAUAAUUAAACAAUUAGAAGAAUACCAAAAGCGAAGCGUUGCUCUUAUUUUAGAACCAAAUUGUCAAAGACCGCAAAAUAUCGGAACUACGCGCGCCACACUCGCCGUGAGAGAAAUUUUUUUUCGUUUUUUUUUUAAGAAUAAUUUUGGGGUUAUAUAUAAAAUCACAAUUUGAUAACGUUUCUGAAAAAAAAAUAUAUAUAUAUAUUUUUGUUAAUCGUCUUUCUUGUUUUCGGAGCGCAGUUUUAGCUUCAGUUUCGAAUUUCUUUUUAGUACGCAGUUGUUCCAAACUUGUUUCGAAUUUUUUGUCAACGUAAAAGAUCAUCGAGUUUAUAUAUCUAUAAUAUAAUGGAUAAAAAAUAAUUGUAAAAAGUGCACUAUGCACGCCUAGAACCAAAACUCGACGGAUUAGAGAUAAUAUAAUAAUACUAUAAUAAUUAUUAACAUAUUUUUAUCGCACUUGCAGUAAAUAAAAGGGGGAAAAAAUUAAAUUUUGUAAUAAAUAAAUAUAGUAAUAAAAAAUUAUUUUAAAACAUACGCUUACAAACUUCCGUAACUACAUUACAUUAAAAGCGACGUGAUCCGCACCAUAGGCUCUUUUUCUUAGACAAUGCAUGCGCAUUAUUGUUGUAUUUUCAAGUGGCAAGAUUGCACCACAUAUGUACGUGCGUUGCAUGCGUAUUCGUGGCCUAAUAAAUCGAGCGCUGCAACAUAAUUUACCUAAUUUUAAAUUAAAUUAAAUAUUUUUUGUAGUUUUUAAGUAUUCUCAAUUUUCUAAUUGCAAAUAUA
Messenger RNA from Bactrocera latifrons, 3273 nucleotides. It is a transcript of the gene alpha-Man-Ib, whose product is annotated as endoplasmic reticulum mannosyl-oligosaccharide 1,2-alpha-mannosidase. Gene Ontology annotation, molecular function: mannosyl-oligosaccharide 1,2-alpha-mannosidase activity; calcium ion binding. Gene Ontology annotation, biological process: N-glycan processing; carbohydrate metabolic process. NCBI's taxonomy places the organism in Eukaryota, Metazoa, Arthropoda, Insecta, Diptera, Tephritidae. The transcript is spliced from 7 exons. Gene Ontology annotation, cellular component: endoplasmic reticulum; membrane. Bases 22 to 2136 code for a protein of 704 amino acids. The record is from RefSeq and is a predicted model, not a curated record.